Molecule: messenger RNA, 1876 nt
Organism: Setaria italica (foxtail millet)
Lineage: Eukaryota; Viridiplantae; Streptophyta; Magnoliopsida; Poales; Poaceae
Product: pectinesterase inhibitor 28
Exons: 1
Coding region: 1066-1698 (210 amino acids)
Molecular function (GO): enzyme inhibitor activity
Source: RefSeq, a predicted model, not a curated record
CAAUCUACUCCCGCAAGCUGCAACAUCUUCGCACGGAGGUGCUCGUCGCCGCCGCUAUGCUCGAGCGCCACAAGCUCCAGCCUAGCUCCUCGCCGCGGCCGUGGCGGACAGCCACGAACACGGCGCCGCACGCCGUAGGAGGCAGGACGGCCUCGCCACCACCCAACGGCCGUGGGCGAGCUCGCCUCCGGCAUGGGCGCAUAGUCAUCGAGACAGCCAUGUCCAUGACCACGGCACCGCGCGCGUGCUUCAGCUCCGGCACCCCCACGCGAGUAGACGUGCUCUCCCUCUCUCUUGGCGGCGGCAUGCCGGUAUGGCUAUGGGCAGGUCGCGAAGGCCGGAGGCCAUAGCGGCACCACGCGCAUGCCGGAGCUGAGCUCGCCGGCGUCCGCCGUGAUGCCGCUCGUGCACCCGAGGUCGACUCCGGUCUUGGCAAGGCCGUCCAGCGGCUCGUCCCAGCGCGCCACCGCCGGUGGCCGGUGGCCGCAGCCGGCCGCGCAUAGCCGCCGCCUCACGCGCUUGGGCCGGCGCCCCGUCGCCCAGUGCUUCGGCGGCCGCCCUCGGUGCUGCGACCUCGCGCCAUGCGGGCCUGCGCGCCGCCGGCCAGCAGCUGCUUCGCCAGAAGCCCGCAACGGCCGUCGCGCCGACCGCCGGCGUGGGCUCUACGCUCCGCCGGCAGGUAGCGAGCAGCCGAGCAGGAGGCCCUCGUCCACUUCUUCAGGCCAGCCAUGGGAGAGCGAGAAGGAGCAAUGGGGCCCAGGAGCGUCUCGGGGCACGUGAACAAGCUUAUCUCCUAUUCCCACGCCAGCGUUGAGUUUUUCCUACCUUCUCUCUUCCACGCCAGCGGGAAUCCAACGUCAGCCAGCUCUGAGCUAGCUGAAGUGCCCCCGGGAACCAGCGCCGCAACGCAUGCUUGCGCACUAAAUGCAUGGCGGCACGGCAUCGCCUCCAUCCUCCAUCUCUCUCCAAAACAUCCGGACCCUGUGAUCGUGACUGGGCUGUUGGCUACAGCACCAAGCCGAACCAAGAAAACGGAUCGGGAGGCGGGAGGCACAGGCCAGAGCAAUGGCGUCCGGGUCCUCCUCCUCUCCCAUGCUCAUCCCGUCCUUCCUCGCGCUGUUCCUCUUCUCAGCCGGCACCGGCGCUCGCGCCGCCCGGCAGGCUCCGACGGCGUCGCCAGCAGCAAAGGCGCCGGCGCUGGACCAGGUGUGCGGGCGGCUGGGCAGCUACUACGUCACGCCGGCCCUCUGCGCCUCCGCGCUCUGCGCCGACCCCUCCGCGCCCUGCCGCGCCGCGCGCGACGCCCCCGCCGUGGCCGCGCUCGCCGCCCGCCUCGCGGCCGACAACGCCACGGCGGCCAGGGACAGCAUCGAGGCCGCCCUCCUCUCCUCCCCGUCGCCGUCGCCUGCGGGCCCCGCUGCUGCUCCUGCCGGCGCCAACACCAGCGCCGCGGCGGCCGCGCGGUCGUGCCUGCAGCUGUACGCGGGCGCGGUCCCGGCGCUGCGGUGGGCGGCGCAGGCCGUGGCCGCGGGACGGUACCGCGGCGCCCGCGAGGUGCUGCAGGCGGCGCAGUACGUGGCCGCCGGGUGCGAGGGCAUGGCCGGGGACGCCGCCGCCGCGCUGCCACGCGAGAACGGCGGCUUCGGCGACAUGGCCUUCGUCGCGCACGCCGUCGUCGCCUCCAUGGCCGCCGACUGAUCCUAUCGAUUUCUAUCGAUCGAUCCACGACUGCUCGGCUCUCCUGGCAAAGAUGUGAACGGGAGCUUGUUGUAGUUGUAAUAAUCAAUGCGCUGUUUGCAGCAAUCCUGCCAUGUCGAUCAAUUAACACGCACUGAAUUCUCGAUCCCGUUUUAAAUUCGAUUCGCGCUUGAUCUCC